Westerdykella ornata is the source of this 2497-nucleotide messenger RNA. RefSeq lists its product as uncharacterized. The transcript has 2 exons. The coding region runs from base 290 to 2200 and encodes 636 amino acids. NCBI's taxonomy places the organism in Eukaryota, Fungi, Ascomycota, Dothideomycetes, Pleosporales, Sporormiaceae. The record is from RefSeq and is a predicted model, not a curated record.
CUCCUCCUACUACUGGAUCUCCGCCUGCUGGCUCACUGCUCUCUCUCUCCCUCUCAUCUGGUUGAGCCAAAAAUGACGCUCGCGCUGGGCUGAGGCAGAACUUCCCAGAGUGGAGUGGGAGGGAUGCGCCAAGUCCUCACCUGCUGCGCUAGGUGCACGGUCCACUCUCCACUCCUUCAUAAGAGCGGGUCUGCCACUUCGGGUGCUACUCUGAUCCCACUCAGUGGCUUGUCGGUCGACUUCUUUAUGAACCCAGAUUACCGCUCUUCCUCGACGCUCUCCCCGUUCAAUGGCCGAGACCUGCAUCGUGUGUCUCGGCGACCUCGCCCACCGCGAUGGAGGCCACGUCGCCGCCACCGAUGCUCCCCCACCGGAUGACUCGCUGGACACCAUCGCCCAUAGUGCCCGCCAUCCAAGCCAGCCUCGGAAGUCACCGCCUCUAGGCCCUACAGCUGCAUCGGACGACAAAGAGUUGGUCGCCCACUUGCUGCCUUGCGGCCACAACUUGCACAAUGAGUGUUUGAAGCCGUGGGUGGAGAGAGCGAACAGCUGCCCCAUCUGCCGUGCUAGCUUCAACAUGGUCGAGCUUUGCAUUCAAGUAGGAGGUCCCAUGAUUUCGUCGUACCCCGUUCAGGACAAGCAGCAGGUUGCCGACAUCGAUCCGUCCAUGAUUGUUGAAGACGACUAUACUUUUGAAGACGAUGGAAGCUACGACGCCUGCAUGGUUUGCGAUGAGUUUGGCGACUCGUCUCAGCUCAUGUACUGCCACAGCUGCGAGCAAUUAUGCCACGUCUUCUGUGCUGGUCUUGAUCGGAUGCCAUCCCGCGGUGCCUGGUACUGCCAAGGCUGCAUCGAGAACCCGGAACUUCUUACUGCUGCCGCCCAGCGGGGUCUACCGCGCACGCCAGCGGCAUAUGUCAAUGGACGCUCCCUGCUGCCCCGCCGUUCUGGUGCAUCAGACGAGUGGGGCCGGGUGUGGCAGAGCGUCCGGGAUCGACUACAUUUCGACUUGGAGUUCCCGUUUGAGGACGAUGCCCAGUCGACCAGCGAGAGCCGUUCCGAGAUGCAGCGGCGGGAACAGGAGGAAUGGAACCAACGCUUCGACCUAGCUCGCCAGAUGGGCGCGGGGAACAGAUUCCGGAUGGUUACAGACAACGUCCAUUUCCGUCAGCCAUCAACAACCCGUUCACGACACGUCAACCCCGUUCUCCAUCGCGAGGUCCCCGUAACUCCAAGAAACCCAGAGUCACAGGAGGAACUGCGCGCAUGGAACCAGUUCGAAAAGGCUCGAGACCAGAUUGCGGAAGUGGAGGGUCCGUCUGAAGGAAACAGCCGUCGGCGCAAACGCAGGUCAGUCGACUCCACCCCUGCGGAGCCCGAUGGAGCGGACCAACCUCAGCCCGAGCGGAAGUUCAAGCGACCCCGCACCCGCCUUCCUUUGGAUAAUGGGGAAUCAUCCUCCGCUGCCGCCGCUCGCCCCAGCGUGGAUAAAGAUACGACACAGCCCCAUAGCGAUGUCAAGGAUGGGAGCGACUCCGGCGCCGCUCCUGGUUUUUUGCAAGCUCUAUUGAGGGAACUAGAGGUGGACCGGUUUGCGGAACAUGACAAAGAGAUUGCUGCACCACAGCCCCGUCGUGUUAUAGUCGAUCGUGCUUGCUCACCCCCGAACUCGUCACCUGGUCUUUCCCCUGUAUACUCUACACCUCAUGGGCUGGCGACACCGCCACCCCUCACCAUAAGACGCACGGGAUCUCCACAGUCUGAAGACGAAGCACAAGACUCUCCAACCUACUCGCCCUAUUCGCCUGUCGAUGAUGACGUCCGACAGAGCAGACGAAGGCAGCCGCUCCGCUCUGCGGGAUUGACCAGUCCUCCUCAAUCCAAAGAUUCAUCGCCUACCCGCUCAUCGCUGUCCUAUUCCACAAAAUCCGAACUUCAACGCAUGGUGACCGCCGUUCUGAAGCCUUUCUAUCUCAGGAAGGAAAUCACGAAAUCUAAUUACACAGACAUCAAUAGGGAUGUCUCCCGUCUCCUCUAUGAUAGUGUGGGAGAUGCUGGUGCCGAGGCCCUGGCCAGUGAAGAAACGAGAGCAAAGUGGCAGAAGAUGGCGGCGGACGAAGUUGACAAAGCUAUCCAAUCGCUUCAGGCUAGCGGGUCCGCUGUUGCGACUGCGGACGACUCUGCGUCGUCUUCCUCAUGAAAUGAUCAUGCGCUCAACGAAUUUCCUAUCUUCAGCAUAGCACUGGAUGAUGUCCUGUAAGGCGCAUGAUUUAUAUCUAGGUCUCUCACUUGGUUGGGCACACUGGCGUUUCUCACAUGAUACCAUUGCGGCGCAUUGGCGAGUACGAGGGGAUUCGGGUGGGCUAGAUACCAACUAUUAGCUAGGUUCUUUUUUGGGUUGUUAAAGGUUACGAAUCUUGGGUUUUAGCUAGUUGAGCGUUGCUGCCACCUGUGGGUACGGGUGCGCAUUGAUGAUAAAUGAUGGAACAUUUUCAAG